This is a messenger RNA of Vombatus ursinus (common wombat), 2644 nucleotides long. Its product is annotated as gelsolin. Gene Ontology annotation, molecular function: phosphatidylinositol-4,5-bisphosphate binding; actin filament binding. NCBI's taxonomy places the organism in Eukaryota, Metazoa, Chordata, Mammalia, Diprotodontia, Vombatidae. Gene Ontology annotation, biological process: barbed-end actin filament capping; actin polymerization or depolymerization; actin filament severing. Gene Ontology annotation, cellular component: cytoplasm; actin cytoskeleton. The record is from RefSeq and is a predicted model, not a curated record. The transcript has 17 exons. Bases 99 to 2432 code for a protein of 777 amino acids.
UACUGGCCCUGCUGCUGGUGGGAGAAGGACGCAGCCAACCUUCUCCCCGUCUUCUCGGCUAAGCCUCUCCUCGCUGUCCUCGGAGCCUGGGCACCGACAUGGCCCGCGGCUUUCUGGUGCUGGCGACUCUGGGCUGCCUUCUGUUGCGGGCAGGCUGCGGGCAUGCCGCCUUCACCCCGGGCUCACUGGUCUCUCUGCUUACAGCCACCGUGGCGCUGUCCGCGGGGCCAGUCAGUAUGGUGGUGGAACAUGCAGAGUUCCUGAAGGCAGGGAAGGAGCCUGGCCUGCAGAUCUGGAGGGUGGAGCAGUUUGACUUAGUACCAGUACCCAAGAACCUGUAUGGGGACUUCUUCACUGGUGAUGCAUAUUUAAUCCUGAACACCGUCAAACGAAGAGAUGGAUCCCUGCAGUACGACCUCCACUUCUGGCUGGGGAAUGAGUGUACUCAGGAUGAGAGUGGAGCUGCUGCCAUUUUCACCGUACAGAUGGAUGACUACCUGAAUGGAAAAGCCAUUCAGCACCGGGAGGUCCAGGGCUAUGAGUCUUCAACCUUCCUUGGCUACUUCAAAUCUGGCAUCAAGUACAAGAAAGGCGGUGUGGCCUCUGGCUUCAAGCACGUGGUUCCCAACGAGGUAGUUGUGCAGAGACUGUUCCAGGUCAAAGGGCGCCGAACAGCCCGGGCCACAGAGGUUCCUGUUUCAUGGGAUAGCUUCAACAAGGGCGACUGCUUCAUCCUUGACUUGGGAAAUGACAUCUACCAGUGGUGUGGCACUAGAAGCAACAGUUUUGAGCGACUCAAGGCCACUCAGGUGUCCAAGGGCAUCCGAGACAAUGAGCGGAGUGGCCGGGCCAAGGUGUACGUUUUAGAGGAGGGAGCUGAGCCUGAGAGGAUGCUCCAGGUCCUGGGGCCCAAGCCCACUCUGCCUGAAGGUCAGGAUGACUCUGCCAAGGAGGAUGCAACCAAUCGAAGACUUGCUAAGCUCUACAAGGUUUCCAAUGGUGCUGGGACUAUGACUGUGUCCUUGGUGGCUGAUGAGAACCCCUUCACUCAGGCAGCCCUGAGCUCUGAUGACUGUUUUAUCCUGGACCAUGGCACAAAUGGAAAGAUCUUUGUCUGGAAAGGCAAACAGGCGAAUGCAGAGGAGAGGAAGGCUGCUCUCAAAAGUGCCUCUGACUUCAUCUCCAAGAUGAGCUACCCCAAGCAAACUCAGAUCCAAGUCCUCCCAGAAGGUGGUGAGACCCCACUGUUCACGCAGUUUUUCAAGAACUGGAGGGAUCGGGAUCAGACCCAGGGCCUGGGAGUGGCCUAUAUUUCCAGCCACAUCGCCAAUGUUGAGCGGGUGCCUUUUGAUGCUGCCACUCUGCACAACUCCACUGCUAUGGCUGCCCAGCAUGGCAUGGAAGAUGAUGGCACUGGCCAGAAGCAGAUCUGGAGAGUUGAAGGUGCUGACAAAGUUCCAGUGAACCCCUCCACUUAUGGCCAGUUCUAUGGUGGUGACAGCUACAUCAUUCUGUACAACUAUCAGCACGCAGGCCGACAGGGACAAAUCAUCUAUAACUGGCAGGGAGCUGAUUCUAGCCAGGAUGAACGUGCCACAGCUGCCAUCCUUACAGUACAGCUGGAUGAGGAAUUAGGUGGUACUCCAGUGCAGAGCCGAGUUGUUCAGGGCAAAGAGCCUGCCCACCUGAUGAGCCUAUUUGGCGGUAAGCCUAUGAUCAUCUACAAAGGCGGCACCUCUAGAGAGGGUGGGCAGACGGUCCCCGCUAGCACCCGCCUCUUCCAGGUCCGUUCCAGCAGCUCCGGAGCCACCAGGGCCGUGGAGGUGAACCCGGCUGCAAGUGAGCUGAACUCCAACGAUGCCUUUGUCCUGAAAACUCCAUCAUCUGCCUACCUGUGGGUGGGUGAAGGAGCCAGUGACACAGAGAAGUCUGGGGCCCGGGAACUGCUGAACGUGCUGAAGGCUCGGCCUGUGCAAGUGGCUGAGGGUAGUGAGCCAGAUAGCUUCUGGGAAGCCCUGGGCGGGAAGGCUGCGUACCGCACAUCUCCACGGCUGAAGGACAAGAAGCUGGACGUCCACCCCCCUCGUCUCUUUGCCUGCUCCAACAAGAUUGGUCGCUUUGUGAUUGAAGAGGUUCCUGGGGAAUUUAUGCAAGAAGAUCUGGCUACAGAUGAUGUCAUGCUCUUGGACACCUGGGAUCAGGUAUACGUCUGGGUUGGAAAGGACUCUCAAGAAGAGGAAAAGACAGAAGCCUUAACAUCUGCCAAGCGGUAUAUAGAAACUGAUCCUGCAAACAGGGAUCGUCGAACACCCAUCACUAUUGUGAAGCAAGGCUUCGAGCCACCCUCAUUCAUGGGCUGGUUCCUUGGCUGGGACAACAGCUACUGGGAUGUGGAUCCAUUGGACAGGGCCAUGGCUGAGCUGGACGUCUGAGUCGCAUAAACCCUACCUAUUCUGGUGCCUAUGAUAGCUGCCCAUCCAGUUUUCAAAGAGACUGACUCAUGGCAGUUUCUUCCUCUCUUUUUUUUUUUUUGUCUCUUGUUUUUUAUUACAGUAGCCUAAUAGUUGUGCAAUAAUUGAACAUAUCCUAAUCUCUGUGCUCUGGAGAUUUCACAUAAUAAAGCUUACAUGGGACAUGUAACAAC